Rhodamnia argentea is the source of this 1160-nucleotide messenger RNA. RefSeq names its product 50S ribosomal protein L19, chloroplastic-like. The transcript has 5 exons. Lineage: Eukaryota; Viridiplantae; Streptophyta; Magnoliopsida; Myrtales; Myrtaceae. Bases 205 to 849 code for a protein of 214 amino acids. The record is from RefSeq and is a predicted model, not a curated record. Gene Ontology annotation, molecular function: structural constituent of ribosome. Gene Ontology annotation, biological process: translation. Gene Ontology annotation, cellular component: ribosome.
GAGAGAAAUCGCUCGCAGUCGUGUCGCUCGGGGAGCUUUGCUUUGCUCGUCUCUUUCUCCUCCUUCACUGCCGUAAACCCCACCGCCAGGGUUCUUCCCUUUGCGAUUCCUCUCUGGUAAAAGCCAUUGCGCAAGCUCGCGACCCCCAAAUCGCUUCCUUCCCCCACGGAUUUCUUCUUCGCGGCCUCUGGUUGGAUCCCGACGAUGCAAUUCCUUCGUCGUGGGAUUGCAGCUCCCCAAUGGCGAACCAUCGGUGGCGGCGCCGGCUUUCCGGCGAGAAAUGCCGUGUCGUUUGGCUCCUCGUCGGCAACUGGGUCCCAAAUCGUGGCACCACCUUUGGCUCGUGAUGUUGCAAUUCUGACACCAUCAUUGGCCGCAGCAUUGCCUGCUAUCACCAGAUGCAUAACCACAGCCGGAGAUUCGGUCAAAGCCCCUUUGCAAGAUUCUUCAGUGCAUUUAACUGAUAUGCCUCCUCGCAUUAAAUUUAAGAGGCUGGAUAAAACUGCUAGGAACAUAAUGAAGAUUCUAGACAAGGAAGCAGUGGAGGAAGUGAAGGCUCAGAGGGACAUACCUGAUAUAAAACCUGGUUACAUCGUUCGAAUGAAAGUGGAAGUCCCUGAGAACAAAAGACGUUUAUCGACCUUGGAGGGGAUCGUCAUAGCAAGACGUAAUGCUGGUUUAAACAGUACAUUCAGAAUAAGGAGGCUAGUUGCUGGAGUUGGAAUCGAAUCUCUUUUCCCGCUGUACUCACCAAACAUAAAGGAGAUAAAGGUGCUGGACAAGAGGAAAGUAAGGAGGGCCAAGCUGUAUUAUCUAAGAGAGAGGCUGAAUCCACUUAAGAGGAAAUAGCAACCGCUGUAGUUAGUGCAUGUCGAAUUGCACUUUAGUCCAGAAACAGAGUAGGGUUUGUUUUGUUGAUGAGAAAUGGCGCAAUUUGUCAUGAUUAUUGUCAUCCUGGGACUAAUAUGUGGAUGCUUCUGGAAUUCUACUUCAGGUCUAUACAAGAUUGCCUGCUGUGCUUCUAAAAAUGUUCAUGUUUUUGCUGUAGCCGUGAUGUUAUAGUCUCAAGAAACUUAGCUAAUUGAUCUGUAGCGCACACAGGAGAUAGUUCUUCAACUGGGCUCUUGAGUUUUCAAUAACAGCUGCAUAGUUUUGGUUCA